Messenger RNA from Dermochelys coriacea (leatherback sea turtle), 1914 nucleotides. It is a transcript of the gene GLP2R, whose product is annotated as glucagon like peptide 2 receptor. The coding region runs from base 160 to 1746 and encodes 528 amino acids. Lineage: Eukaryota; Metazoa; Chordata; Testudines; Dermochelyidae. The record is from RefSeq and is a predicted model, not a curated record. Gene Ontology annotation, biological process: adenylate cyclase-modulating G protein-coupled receptor signaling pathway; cell surface receptor signaling pathway. Gene Ontology annotation, cellular component: plasma membrane. Gene Ontology annotation, molecular function: glucagon receptor activity; peptide hormone binding. The transcript has 13 exons.
UUGUCUUGAUUAAAUUCAGAUCCAGGAAAUACUCACAUUUGUGAAAUUGUCUGUAAUUUUAAAAGUGCAGGCAUUAAACUUUUCACAGAACAAGGUGGGGAAUUGGCUUUAUUGUACAGCAAGAGCAGAGCACAUAACUCUUGAACCAAGUCUGCCGCUAUGGGUAUCUUCACACAUUCUGGUCUCUGCUCCAACAUGUGGUUCUCUUCCAGAACAUCUCCUGGAUCUGUUUCUAUUGUUAUGACACUGUUUGUGGUAAAACAGGUCUUAGGCUCUCUGCUGCAGAAAACGACGACGAAGUGGCUGAAGUAUAAAAAAGAUUGCUUGAAAAAGUUACAAGAAUCUGCGGUAGAAACUGGAAUAUAUUGCAAUGGGACAUUUGAUCAGUUUGUUUGCUGGCCUUAUUCACUUCCAGGAAAUGUGUCUGUUCCUUGUCCUUCAUAUUUACCCUGGCUGAAAAAUGGAAGUGCAGGAAAUGUAUACAGAGUCUGCUUGGACCAGGGAAUCUGGCAAACAGAAGAGAAUUCAACAGAUAUUUGGCGUGAUAAUUCAGAGUGCUCUGAGAAGAAUCACUUCACUCCACAAGAAGAAGAACACAUGUUACUUUCCACACUACAGCUACUAUACACGGUUGGAUACUGCUUGUCUCUCACUUCCCUUGUAUUAGCUCUACUUAUACUUCUGCUCCUCAGAAAACUUCACUGCACUAGAAACUACAUCCAUAUAAAUUUAUUUGCUUCAUUUAUACUGCGAGCCACAGCAGUUCUUAUAAAAGAUACCAUAUACCAUAAUACUUAUUCAAAAAGACCAAAUAAUGAAACUGGAUGGAUUUCCUACUUCAGUUCGGAGAUUUUAACCAUUUGCAGGACUUCCCAGUUUUUCUUGCAUUACUUUGUUGGUGCAAAUUAUUUUUGGCUUUUAGUUGAAGGUCUUUAUCUCCACACAUUAUUGGUGACUGCUGUGCUCUCUGAAAGGCUACUGCUGCAAAGAUAUAUUGUGAUAGGAUGGGUUAUUCCAGUUCUGUUUGUGGCCCCCUGGGGAAUAGCCAGAUCAAAACUAGAAAACACAGGGUGCUGGGGAACAAAUGACCAUAUGGGAAUCUGGUGGAUCAUCCGAGGGCCAAUGUUAUUUUCCAUUGCAGUUAAUUUCUGCAUCUUCCUAAAAAUUCUAAAGUUGUUAAUUUCCAAACUCAAAGCCCAACAAAUGAGCUUUCAUGAUUACAAAUACAGAUUGGCAAGAUCUACUCUGGUAUUAAUACCUUUAUUGGGGAUCCAUGAGUUUGUCUUUACCUUCAUCACUGAUGAACAAGUUGAAGGAUUGUCAAGACAUAUAAGACUCUUCAUUCAAUUAACAAUGAGCUCCUUUCAAGGUUUCCUUGUAGCAGUUUUAUACUGCUUUGUUAACGGAGAGGUGAAAGCAGAACUCCAAAAGCAAUGGUCCCGCUUCCUGCUGGCUGAUCCAUUUGGCUGCAUGCAGUGCUUCCUUGGGGAAAACAUCAAAUAUCUGGGGAAAUGUUCAAAGAAGCAAAAACAUCAGCACUUUGCCAAUAACAGGUUGUGCAUGGAAGUGAGCGAGCCCUGGGCUGUGCAGCUCCAGCAGGCGCUGUUGAAUAGGAGAGCAGUUCUUAGCUCAGAGCCAGGCCCUACUGGAAAGCCCUACCCCAGGGUAAGUGUGUCCGAUAGCAGCGAAGGAGAAGUCACAACUGGAGAGACAACGGAGGAAGUCUUUGAAGAAAGUGAGAUUUAGAAGGCUCUUUUAAAGGACAGCAUAAUAAAGGCACCGUCAGAAGGGACGUCUUCCUCCCCCACAAGCUUUGUUCCUGCAACAGGAGAAAAAGAAUGGAAAGUUUCUUCCCAUGGGCUAUGCAGUGUUGCUGUAGCCAUCUUGGUGCCAGCAUAAUAGACAGACAAGGUG